UUUUCUUUUUUUUUCCCCCCCUGGUUGUAAAGUGCCCAUGGCUUUCUUGAUGAAGAAGAAGAAAUUCAAGUUCCAGAUCAGUUUCACCCUGGAAGAGCUGACGGCGGUGCCUUUCGUGAAUGGCAUGCUAUUCUGUAAAAUCCGUCUGUUGGACGGAGGUGACUUCGUCACCUUGUCUUCCAGUUCAGGAGAACUGGAGAACUGUGUCCGCUGGAAGAAGAAAUUUACCUUCAUCUGCAAAAUGAGUGCCAAUCCCACCACAGGACUCCUGGACCCCUGCAUUUGCCGAGUCUCGGUCCGCAAAGAACUGAAAGGAGGAAAAGCCUAUUCCAAGCUGGGUUUCACCGACCUGAACUUGGCCGAAUUCGCCGGCUCGGGCCUGACCGUCCGAUGCUGCCUGUUGGAAGGAUACGACACCAAGAACACCAGGCAGGACAAUUCCAUCCUGAAGGUAACCUUAUUAUUUCCAAUAAUAAGCCCUUUUCUGCCUUUUCGCAGCCCACCUUCCACGGCCAAAUCCGUGGCCAUCCCAGGACAAGACUCGAGCCUGGAGCUCACCUGCAAAGGGGAGGGAACCAGCCGGACUGUAACUCCCAGCACCAAUGCAGCGUCUUCGAUCGGUUCCGUCCGUCAGAACAAGCCCAGGGCCACCAUCCUGGGGUCAGGGGUUUUAGAAGAACCAGACCAGAACUUAUCAAGUCCAGAAGAAGUGUUUCAUUCUGGCCACUCGCGAAAUUCAAGCUAUGCCAGCCAACAGUCCAGAAUCUCUGGAUACAGUACCGAGCACUCCAGAUCCUCCAGUCUGUCGGACCUGACCCACCGCCGGAACACGUCCACCAGCAGCAGCGCCUCCGGAGGUCUCAGCAUGACGGUCGAAUGCCCGGAGGGCGAACGGGAGCACAGAUUGGAGAAGCCACCAAGACCCCCCAGGCCAAACCUUUUGUCAGACAGAUCUUCUCGAAGGAAAAAGGAUUCAGUAGAAAGCCACCCCACUUGGGUCGAUGACACCCGGAUCGACGCAGGUGACAUUGUGGAGAAGAUCAUGCAAAGCCAAGAUUUCACCAACGUCAGCAACACUGAAGAUAGUAACCUGAGGCUGUUUGUGAGCCGAGAUGGCACAACUACCCUAAGUGGGAUUCAGCUAGCAAACAGAGUCUCGUCUGGAGUUUACGAGCCAGUGGUCAUCGAAACCCAUUAAAUGUGAACUACCCCAGAUGGAAACCUGUCUCUGCGGUUAGGGGGGUGGAGUGGGGUCCUUUCCUCCCCACCCCACCCAACCCCGUUUUUCUUUCUCCCUUUCUUUUUAAUCUUCUCCGCACAUAACAUUCCGGGCAGGACUUCUCAAUUUUUUAUUUUUUAUUUUUUUUUUGCAAUCCAAGCACUCCUCCCUUGCCCCGAGGUACUUCAUAAUUGGGCACUUUAUGUGGGAUCUGGGAAGGUGAUGCCAACGAUAUUUGGAAGGACACGGGAUUGACUGUCUUGCCACGUGCAACAGCUCCCCGGGAGGGACGGCAACUCAGGACGGCUCUCGUUACCGGGCGCCCACGGUUUGCCGAGCGUGGUUUGACCCAUCCUUUCUCCACUGCCUAGUCUACACCACUGUGAACGCUUCCCUCCCACCUGUCCAAGAAAAGCCUCCGAUUGGAAACGCUGCUCGCCACGGUCAUUGCAAAGAUUCAACGGUUGGUUCACCUGCGUCUCUCCUCUCAUGCGUUUAUUAUCCCUUCCAAGGGCUGAUGCUCAAGAAACCGAAGGCCCGAUUAACAUCGCCGCUUCGAACCGGAAGUCGUCCUCACACUCUGCCUUUCAUAGGAAACCGCUUGUGUGGUUUUGGUCUCAAAAAAAACCCCUUUCAAGCCUCCAUGAUCCCUGGAAAGCUUUUCAGAUGCCGUGUGGAAGUUCAGCUUUUAGCGUAAAGUCCUCCUCCUCCUGCGGGACAAGGAAGGGGAAGGACCUUGGCCAGCAACCAUGCAAGGCGACUCUUGAAGAAUCUCAGACGCGCCCAGGAAAAAGCUUUGGUUUUCCUCAAGGGAUACUAACUCUUGACUUUUUCACUAUUAUUUUUUUUUAAAGCCAGUUGUUUUGGAUAACACACAAACUGCUGCCAGGUGAGGGGUGGGGAGACCUCCAAGCCUGUUGGGGGGUUUCUGUUUUUGCUUGGUAUAGUUACAGUAGACAAAUAUCCCAUAUCAAUUCCAACGUUGUUGCCUUCUAGACCCGAAAACACGUUGGGUUAAGAUUCUCCUCGGUUGGGUUUUGAUUUGAAGCAGAGGCGUUGAGCGUUGAGAAGGUAUGCAGGGCCUCCUUUCUCCCCAUCCAAGCAUGGAUGGAGAAGGUUCCAUCACAACAUACCAACAUGUUCUCCGUUCACUUGCUUUCUCAUUGAGCGUGUGGAGUCUUGAGCUGACUCCAUAAGCAGUGAAAUGAGGAGGGUAGCAUCAGCCAUCGUCACUCAAAUUGUAUGUCCUCAACUAGGUUCUAUCACGUUUGGAAGGUGUGGGGAGAAGGGAAAAACUCCCUGGAUCGGUCUUUCCAUCAGAUGGAUGCUUUAUUGCCCUUUCCAUCCAAAGGUUGAGAUUUGUGUAGGAAACACAGCAGGUUUUUUAGGGCUCAGUGCAGAAGGUGUGAGCUGGUUUCCCCCAUGUUGCGUCCUUACGUUGGGACUUCUGCAAGCUACCUAUAGCUUUGUUCCUGUGCAGUGUCAUCCUACACAUAGGAUCUCCCUCCCAUCCUUCACUUGUUUGGUGGGGGUGGGGAGGGGCUCAGAAUUUCCUCAUUUCAAGAAAACUAACCUGGCCUUGUAGGCAUCAAUUGAGUCACACACACAUUUCGCACGGUUUAGUAAUGGCUCGGGGUGUCAUCUCCCCCACGUGCCUUUAGACUACUGACUUCUAAAA
Notechis scutatus (mainland tiger snake) is the source of this 2897-nucleotide messenger RNA. NCBI's taxonomy places the organism in Eukaryota, Metazoa, Chordata, Lepidosauria, Squamata, Elapidae. The record is from RefSeq and is a predicted model, not a curated record.